ACACACACACACACAAACACACACACACACACACAGAGACAAACACACACACACAGAGACAUACUGUAUACACACACACACACACACACACACAGAGAGGCAGGCUGAGAGGACAGACAGUACUGUAGUUCACAGGUAUGAUGAGGUGCGUCUUGUUUCUGGCUCUGAUGGUCUCUGAGGUUUGUGGUGAUAUGAAUCUACAUGACUACUGGAUGUCCUGGAAAAAAGAAUUCAAUAAAAAUUACAGCAGUGUGAGAGAGGAAACAUACAGGAGAACAAUCUGGGAGCAGAAUGUUUUGGAAGUGAUGAAGCACAAUGAAGAAGCUGCAGCAGGACAACAUACCUUUACCACUGGGAUCAAUCACCUUUCAGACAUGACCGCAGACGAAGCCAAUGCUAAACUGAAUGGUCUGAGGGUGGAUAAUCUUUCUUCUGAAGAUGAUAAUGAUAAUUUCACCUUUCUGAGUGAUUUCUCUCUCCCUCCCAGUGUGAACUGGACUGAGGAUGGAUUUGUCACCCCUGUACAGGACCAGGGUGACUGCAAUGCCUGCUGGGCGUUCAGUGCAGUUGGAGCUUUAGAAGCUCAAAUGAAGAUGAAGAAGGGUCGUCUUGUUCCUCUGAGUGUUCAGAACCUGGUGGACUGCAGUUCUGAGGAGGGAAACCGUGGCUGCUCUGGAGGCCUCCUGACUAAUGCCUUUAAUUACAUAAUAAACCACAGGGGCAUCAGCAAGGACGCUGACUACCCUUAUGAACAAAAGGUUGGAUUUUGCUUCCCUAGUCAUAAAUAUGGACGCUGUUCUGGUUUCCGGGUUCUUCAGCGUUAUAAUGAGUUUGAGCUGCAGAAGGUGGUGGCUAACAUCGGGCCGGUCGCAGUAGGAAUUAAUGCUAACAAUUCCACAUUUUACCAUUACAAGACUGGUAUUUACAAUUACUGUUCUGAAGCUCAACCAGUGAAUCACGCAGUUCUUGUGGUUGGAUAUGGAAAAGAAGAUGGGCAACAAUACUGGCUGGUCAAAAACAGUUGGGGUGUUAACUGGGGAGAAGGAGGAUAUAUGAGACUCCAGAGAAACAACAAUCAGUGUGGAAUCGGCAGCUACAGUGUCGUCCCCAUUGUAUAACCUCAGGAGAUUUUUCCUUUCCUUGCUGUAAUGAACUAAUUUUAUUCAUUAAUCUCUAAUAAAAUGUUAGUCUUCUGUACGUACGUAUGCAUGUACGCAACAUCUGGUAGUUGUGAUGAAAAAACAUUUCUGUUUUUAGAAUGAACAAAAUCCAGAGCUGCUUAUAUUGUAUACCAUGUGGUCCAUUCACCAGAUUAAUGUGAAAUAAAUGUUUGUUUCAGAUUAGCAGCCCAAGCUAAGUGUACUAGCUUGCAAUUUUAACAAGCUUGCUUGUGUCGAUCUUUUGCUAGAUGAGAGAGCAAUGCAAUGGUGACUUAUUCACAUUGUUUAUGUGUACACAAGUUAUCAGUGAGCUGUAGGAGUUGAAGCUCUCUGUAUUACUGCAUCAUUUACUUUUAAAAAUCUUGGAGGAAGCCCCACUCUUCAGGUUCGCCAGGUGCUUAGACUCUAAUUAGAAUUAGUAAUUAUAAUUAGUAAUUAGACUCUAAUUCCCACAAUCCAUUGCACCACCAACUCAGCACACCUGUUUCCUGUUUUUAAUCACCUGGUCUAUUUAAGCUCACUCAGAACUCUCGUAUGACGCGAAGUAUUGUUAGCCUGUCUGCAUACCGAGCGUAUCUUCUCUGUUCUGUUUAUUGCCUCGUUUUUGACCCUGCCUGUUUUUCGUGUUUGAUUGUUUGCUACCUGCCCUGACCUACGCCUGGAUUAUUGACUACUGCUUUUGGAUUUCCAUUGUUGUUGCUGUUUGCCUGGUGUUUUGACCAUUGCCUGUUUUUGGAUUUUGCAAAUAAACCUGCACUUGGAUCUAA
Messenger RNA from Tachysurus vachellii, 1927 nucleotides. Its product is annotated as cathepsin S-like. Gene Ontology annotation, biological process: immune response. Bases 138 to 1118 code for a protein of 326 amino acids. Gene Ontology annotation, cellular component: lysosome. Lineage: Eukaryota; Metazoa; Chordata; Actinopteri; Siluriformes; Bagridae. The transcript is spliced from 8 exons. Gene Ontology annotation, molecular function: cysteine-type endopeptidase activity. The record is from RefSeq and is a predicted model, not a curated record.